UGCCAAGUAUACGGUGGUCUAUUCCGGAUGUUCAAACAACUAUCGAUACUUAGCGUCUCAUGGGAUCGAAUUAGUUAGUAUCGAUACAACUAUUUAUCGCGUUGAUGAAUAUCGACAAUGACUGAAAAUCGUGACUUAAAAUGAGAAUUAAAAAUUAUCGGAUUAACAAAUCUUAUAAAAUGGCUUUCGCACUAUUCAUUAAUGUAAAAUAUUCGGCAACCUGCUGAAGAUUCACAAUUUUACGUAUUUUUUUUCUGACAUAUGUCUGGAAAAAAAAUGUCGAAAAUGGAAGUAACGAAACCAACGAGACACACCAGCGACAUUUUUCUUGUACUCUUCAAUUGUACAUAUGUAUAGAUAUAUAGGACAUAACACACACACGACGAGUGUGCGUGGAGUUAAAGGGGCGGGUGUGUUCUACACUCGCGUCUAACCGUAAAAAUAGUCGAAAACACAUAGAGAACAUGUCGUUAAGGGCUGUGAGUGAAGUGACUCUUGCAAGACAGUGAGUUCUCGAUGGUUUGCAGUAGUUAGUGGUGUUAGUGCAUUAAUCUUUGUGCGACAAGGGGACAAUCUGUAUGAUUGGGUUGGUUUGGCUGCGUAAAGCUCUCAGACCUCACAGGCUCACAAUUUUCCCUAUGGUUGUCUCUCGCAAGCUCCCCACAAUUGAUCGGUUUUCUUGUUAUCCCUCAAAAGCCCGAGGUGAAUAUAUGUAUGGGGCUGAUGAAGAAGUGGCCAGAAGGUGAAUCAAAUGAUAAUAGCAAUGAGAAUGACGCGCCGCAUUAAUGUUAAAUGUGUUGAACAGUGUCAACUUGAUCCAUCACACGUAGCUAAUCGGAGCUUCAAGUAUUUAGUGUGAGAUAGACUUGGUUAUUGUAGAUUUUAGAGUAUAAAUAGCAAGAAAUUUCUUAUGGAUAAUGGAUAAAUAAGUGGUGAAAGCUGAAGAGACUAGCGUAUCCCCCGUGCCGGGUUUUUCCGAGUGGAUUGAGCGUCAAAAGGCGACGUACGGAUAACAACUUUGGUGGAGACGUUGGAGGAUCCGGUCGGAAUUUUACUCAGCAAAUUUUCUCAGCACAACUUGAUGACAAUAUGGCAACUCAUGGAGGUGGUGCUGGAGAUGACGGCUCGAUUGCCGGUGGAAGCACACCGUCGACAUCAUCACCAACACCUUUGUUAAUGUCAACGUCACCCAUAUCUGCGAGAGAGUAUCGUGUGGCACAGGGCCACGGUCAAACACAAAUUUCACAGCAGAAGCCCAAUAACUUUGAGCCACUCGAUAAGAGCUGUUCCAAUACGCUCAAGCGGAAUCCGAAGAUGGAAUUGAGUAAGACAGACUUGCUGAAACUGCUUGGAUACCUCGAGGGAGAAUUGCAGGCUCGUGAUAUCGUAAUUGCUGCUCUCAAGUCGGAGAAGAUGAAGCAUCUGCUGAAUUCCCGGUAUCGAAGUGGCACUACUGAUCCCUAUGUAGCUCUGGCACGAGAUGUUGCCAUUGUCGGGGGCGUUAUGCGAAAUGACAAUGAUCAGCUCGAAGGAAAGAUUCCGAAUUUCAGUGUUAUGAUUCUCAAGCAGAAGGUGUGUCAGAAACGAAUGGUCACGAUGUUAGAGGACGCAGAAAUCCGGCACAGAGCGGUGAUUGAAGAGUUAGAAGAAGAAAAACGCAAACACGAGCACGAUACAGCGCAGGGUGAUGACAUAACGUACGGACUUGAAAAAGAACGUACUAGAUUGAAAAAAGAAUUGGAACUCGAGAGGCAGGAGAAGAAACGACUAGAGAUGGAAUUGAAAAAGGAGACUUUAGCCCUAGAAAUGGAAAAGAGUAGACAGAAACAAAUUGUUCUCCUGCUCCUAGCAGAAAGAAAGAAAAUUAUAAUGAAGUACAUCGAGGAGCGUAAACGCUCUGAGGAUUUGGCGCAAAUACUGAGUGAGGAAAAAGUGAGAAUUGAUUCGUUGGCUGAGGGUCUGGAGGAAGAGAGUAAGAAGUCACUUCAGAUUGAGGCAGAGUUGGAGAAACAAUUUGCUCAAUUUGAUAUAGAAAGACAGCAGUAUCGACAAGCACUUUCCAAGGAAGAGAAGAAGUCAAAGGACCUUGAGACAGAGUUGGAGAGAAUGAAGGGAGAGUUGGAAUCGUGGAAAAGUGGUGCUGCAAUACGUGGAGGUAUCAGAGCUCCUUUGGGUGCCACACCACCUCCACCACCUGCUAAACCUGCGAAUUUGGCCGCUAUGCCCACUCUCAGACCUGCUGGCGUGGCAACACAAGCAUUGAAAGGAGCACCUGUUCUAGGCACAGGAACCCCAAUGGUCAGUAGUAAAGUUGUUCAACCAACAGCGACAGUUUCCAGUGUGCCAGUGAGUGGACCAACCACGGGUAUCGCAAGAUCAGUGACACCCCGUCAAGUAAUGCGAGGUGUAACGUACGGUUCAGCUGUCGCUCCAGUCUCUAUCGCCCCAGCACCGUCUCCUUCAGUGAGUGGCACUAUCGCAAAUGACAGUGCAGCACCAGUCACCUCAUCGCAAGGGACAGCUCCCCCAGGUCCAGCAGUACCUGCUAACAUUAUAACAACUGGUCCCCAAACCGUUGGUGAUACCAAUACACCGGUCCCCGAGCCCCAGACAACUGAUAAACGAGUGGUAACGAACGAGGGAAAGUGUACAUCAUCAGCAACAGCAUUAAAAUCAUCAUUUCAUGGUGCACCGGUGGCUGCAACUGGCAAAAAACCACUGGUUCCACGUGGUAUGCCACCACCCGUACCUCCAAAUAAGCCGGUGGUACCACCCAAAAAGGAGGCUGCUUACAUGAGACGCCCUGAUCCCAAUCAACCACUCCAAGAUACAUUGAAAGUCACUAAACAGCCGACAUGUCAGAGUCAGGGGUUAACACAACAGCCAGCACAGCCAGCACAGCCAUCAUCACCCAUUCCCACUCAUCAACAGGUCCCUGAUGAGACAAAACCACGCUGAUUCGCUGUCAAAUCACCAUGAUCUCUGGAUAGAACGUGAAUAAUCGUGGAUUGCGCAACAAAAACGUUGCAAUCCAAUCAUUCACUCCAUAGCACAUGCACUUAAUUCGUUGAUUAAUUGUACAUUUCAAUCUGUUCGAUACAGAUUUAAAGAAGAGAUUUUACGUUCGCUAUCAUCACUGCCGCCUCACUACAGAUGGAUGAUCAAUAUUGUGGAAUUUAUAUUGUGAAAAUGUUUAAAGAUGGGAGAAUUUUCAAAGAACGUAGCACUGAUGGCUUGUUUGAUCGUAUCAUAAAUACUCAAAAAUCAAUUGAAACAUCACUGAUCUCGAAUAAAGGAUAAUAAAAUAAGGAUAAAACGAAUAAAACUGAUGAAUUUAGGAAACAAAUUCGAGGAGAUAUUUCACUCGACUCCUCAACAUUUGCUUGUAGAUGUCAUUGAUUUCAUUAAUCGUUAAUGUAAUUUUAAAAUAAGGAUGUCAUGGGGAUCUCGUAGAAUGUUCAACGAGGAAUUUUACUUUUAUACAUCACCAAUAUAACGCCAUACAAAAAAUACACAAUAAAAUUGUAGGAGGGUGAAUACAUUAGAUACCUCGAGAUGACUCUUCAAAAGUUCAGUGAACAAUAAUGGGCUUUGUACACGUGUUCAUGUGGUAUUUCAGGUUAAAGUGGAAAACCUGCCACCUCGAGGGUUAAACAUUUUUUAAGAAUAAGGGGCUAUGGCGAAUGAUUCAUGGAAUCCGAUGAAUGAAAUUUUAUUCCCUACAACUUUUAUGUUCAUUUCCUCAAUCUUUUGCGGAAAAAAAAUUGGUAGUUGCUAAAUAUUAAAUAAAGUCCUCCAGCUCUCAAUGGGAAUAAUAUCGGGAUAGAGUUGAAUGAAACACAAAAUUUGAAGAAGAAAAACGAAACCUGUUUUCAACAAUCUACGAAAUACCCAUGACAUUCCUGAAGUCACGUGACGACGUGAGUCCUCUGAUCUCUGAGUGCAAGCCCAUGAAAUGGUACAGUCUUCCAGAAUCGCUGAAACCUGGUUUUUCUCUCAUGUACUUCAUCACCCGAGUCCCGAAUCAUGAUAAAGAGAACAGAACAGAAGUUUGAAAAUACAAAACAAUUGAUAUUGUGCUUUAGCUUCGCCUUCUCCUGAAGUAAGAUUCAAUGAUCCAAAGGAAAACAAUUGCCGAUAAAACUCCGACGCCUUGAUCAUAAAUGUCCCUUGAAACGAGAUGUAAAUUUCACAUCGCCCUUUUCAAACUCAAACAAAAUAAAAAUCUAAAGAAGCAAAAUUUAUGGUAAAUCACUCGAUCGUAGAUUGUCCAAUUAUUGUAAUCCUAAGCGAACCUUUUAAAUGUACAACAUUAAAACGUUAAGGAGUAGCAAAGAGAUAAAACAAGAUGAAUCAAUAGCACUUUGAGUUAUUUUAGAAAAAUAUCGUGAGAAUCAACUUCAAAGUGAAAUUGCCUCACCUUCUUUUUUUCAACCCUUCCCAGCCAAAAUGAAUCGAACUAAUGAUAAAAUAUAUGUAAAUAUACAUAUAUAUAUAGCACGUACAUGUUCUCAUUGUACCGAAUUGGAUAGCCCCUGUAAUUCAAAUUGUAAUAAAAAAUCAAACAGAAAGAGGAGAGAUGAGACAAAAGAGUAAAUAAGUG
Molecule: messenger RNA, 4603 nt
Organism: Fopius arisanus
Lineage: Eukaryota; Metazoa; Arthropoda; Insecta; Hymenoptera; Braconidae
Gene: Naus
Exons: 8
Coding region: 1090-2958 (622 amino acids)
Source: RefSeq, a predicted model, not a curated record